Molecule: messenger RNA, 480 nt
Organism: Trichoderma harzianum CBS 226.95
Lineage: Eukaryota; Fungi; Ascomycota; Sordariomycetes; Hypocreales; Hypocreaceae
Exons: 2
Coding region: 1-480 (159 amino acids)
Source: RefSeq, a predicted model, not a curated record
AUGGGCGGAGUUCCCUCAAUCCCCACCGACCGGACCCAGACCGUGCAGGUCAUCGGCGCCGGCUACUCCCGCACCGGGACUGUAUCCAUGGCCCUGGCCCUGGAAAGGUUGCUGGGAGAGCCGGUGAUGCAUGGAGGAACGCAGCUGUUUAGCCGAGAAGACGCCUAUGUCAAGCUUUGGUGCGACGCCUUCGCCAACCGCGACAACAAGCCCGUCCUCAUGAAGCUCCUGCGCGAGGCCACGGCCGGCUUUGCUGCCGUCACUGAUGUUCCCACCAACGCCUUCAUCGCCGAAAUGGUCGAGCUGUACCCGGAUGCCAAGGUGGUGCUCGUGACGCGAGAUCCGGAUCGGUGGUUUAACAGCAUGCAGACACUGCUCAAGGACGGCUAUGGGUCAAUGUCGGUGCUCAAGAUGCUUCUGUGGCCAUGUCCUGGCUGGAGGUGGGCGCCAACAUGGUUCAGAUACCUACAGAUUGUGUGA